AUGAAAAACUUCAUAUUUCUUUUUUUCUGCUUAUUUAUUGUCAACUCCGCUGCAACUGCACUAGAAUGCACUCAAAUUCCGCCUUCAGAAAUUUACGAUUCCAAUACAGUUAAUAUUACCAAAAAAGAUGGAUCACUGCAAUCUCUUCCGGGAAAUUUCAACUGUGUUUAUAAUAUCUCUACUCCUAUUCCAGCGUCUCAUAGUCUUUAUGCAAUUGUGACAGUUACAAAUGGAUUAAAAGGUGUAAAUGAUUAUAUUCUGGUCACAAAAAUCACAGGAAGCGAACGAAAAAUUGUUAGCGCUGGAAAUAAGGUUGAAACAUACAAAGUGAUCCCAGGCUCUCAGUUAAGUGUUCAAGUGAUCACAAAAAGUGGUGUAAUGAAAUCUCAAUUCGCGAUUUCUGUACAAUAUCAUAGUGCAGUAAUUGGACCGAGUGUUCAAAUGAAAACAGGAUCGGAAAUGAAUUUUUUGGAUGUCAAAACCAUCAAUCAAGGCCCAUUCACUUCUCUGACUUACAUUGUUCUUACUUUGGCCACUGAGAUCUAUGAAGUAGAUGAUUUCUUUUACGACAAUGGUAGCAAAUUUACUACCAUUUCCCAUCAUUUGACAGUUGUCAGUUUUCAAGAAAGCCUGAUUCAAGUUUUAAAUCCAAUUACGGAAGUUCAACCGUUUAUCAAUUUCCUCUCCGUGCCUAUGGUGAAAACCGAAACUCCAUUCGAUACAGGUUUCAAUGAAGCUAUUCAACUUGUAAAUUUUGACUCUGCCGGAAUUGUCAUGGAUCGUUUUCAAAUUGUUACGAAGCCGUGCAACGCAAAAGUGGUCGCUGGACCACCAAACAAUUCAUCGAAAACUAUUCUGGAUUUAUCAACAAAUCCAUCAAAAGCUCAAAGCUUUAAUGUCAAAGAUUUGACAGUGAUUUCGAACGGUUGUUUCUUCCUUUUAACGGCGGUAGCUUCUAAUUAA
Messenger RNA from Caenorhabditis briggsae, 963 nucleotides. The record is from RefSeq and is a predicted model, not a curated record. Gene Ontology annotation, cellular component: membrane raft. The coding region runs from base 1 to 963 and encodes 320 amino acids. Gene Ontology annotation, biological process: innate immune response. The transcript has 7 exons. NCBI's taxonomy places the organism in Eukaryota, Metazoa, Nematoda, Chromadorea, Rhabditida, Rhabditidae.